Rubroshorea leprosula is the source of this 1881-nucleotide messenger RNA. The record is from the annotation of a GenBank genome assembly. NCBI's taxonomy places the organism in Eukaryota, Viridiplantae, Streptophyta, Magnoliopsida, Malvales, Dipterocarpaceae.
GGUGCCCUGUUCCAAUUCCAUUGUGAGCCAUAUGAUCCUAUAAUUCUUCCGUUUCUUUUGCUUAACAGUUGUUCUUUGAUCCAUAAUCUCUGCUGCAAUCUUACAAAUAUCAAUCCACCAAAUUAACUCGAAAUUUUGUUUUACAAAGUGGAUAAGGGUGCAUAAAACUCUUCCUAAUCCAAAUCCAAAAAUUAAAUCCAAAUCCCUCCAAAAAUCUCUGCUGAAACUGUGUCCCAAAUCUCAGCUGCUUAAUCCAUUUUUACCAUUUCUUCUCUACUCAUAACUAACAAACUCAUCCAUGUGGUGCAUUUUGCCUACAAAAGGGAUCUCCAUACAUGGGUUAUCCUUGAAAAAGUAGAAUGCCCUGCUCACUUUCUCGUUAAUUUGAUUUCUGUUUCUGUUCAUCAAUGGAUUACUCUAGGGAACUUGAAGGGAAAAGAAUCCAUGAUCACUUCAGCAGGAGAACAACUAGAUCGCCUAGACGUAUAUGUGUUCCGGGCCCUGUAAUAGUUGGUGCUGGUCCUUCGGGCCUUGCUGUGGCUGCUUGUCUUAAAGAGAGAGGCGUCCCCAGCUUGAUCCUGGAAAGGGAAAACUGUAUCGCUUCCUUGUGGCAGCGCAAGACCUACGACCGUCUCCGCCUCCACCUUCCGAAGCAGUUUUGCCAGCUGCCUCUCAUGCCAUUUCCUGAUCAUUUCCCGACUUAUCCAACCAAACAACAGUUUCUGGCCUACUUGAAGGUAUAUAGACACCAUUUUGGAUUAGAACCCGUUUUCAACAGAACGGUGGUGAGUGCAGAAUUCGAUUCAGGUUGCGGCUUUUGGGGGAUCAAGGCGAAGGGACCCAAACAGGAGGAAACGGAGUAUGUUUGUCGAUGGCUGAUUGUGGCAACCGGCGAGAAUGCAGAGGAAGUAUACCCACAGAUUGAAGGAAUGAGUGAUUUUGGCGGGCCUAUAGUUCACACCAGCUCAUACAAAACCGGCGAGAUGUUUUGCGGAAAGACAGUACUUGUCGUCGGAUGUGGGAAUUCAGGCAUGGAGGUCUGCUUGGAUCUCUGCAACUACAAUGCUCGCCCCUCCCUAGUUGUCAGAGACUCAAUGCACGUCUUGCCGCAAAAGAUGCUGGGGAGAUCGACUUUUGGAUUGGCCAUGUGGCUGCUCAAGUGGUUCCCCAUACGCCUUGUGGAUAAAUUCUUGCUUCUCCUUUCCAACUGGAUCCUUGGCGACACCGCAAAGUUAGGGAUCCACCGGCCCAAGGUUGGUCCUCUCGAGCUGAAGAAUCUAACGGGCAAGACUCCGGUCUUGGAUGUUGGAACGCUUGCAAAGAUCAAAACCGGGAUUAUAAAGGUUUGCCCCGGUAUAAAGCGACUAACGUACUGUGCUGCGGAGUUUGUCAACGGGGUAAUGGAGAAGUUUGACGCCAUCAUCCUAGCCACAGGUUAUAAAAGCAAUGUUCCGCAAUGGUUAAAGGAGACUUGUAUGUUUUCUGAGAAGGAUGGUUUUCCUCGGAAACCAUUUCCGAAUGGAUGGAAAGGUGAAUCUGGGCUAUAUGCUGUUGGAUUUACAAAACGGGGUUUGCUGGGUGCUUCUAUUGAUGCGAAGAAGAUAGCAGAAGACAUCGAGCAUCAAUGGAAAGCUGAAGCAACAAGUUGCAUGUCUUACAAUUGCAGAAAUGUUGCUCAAGUCAUGAGUUCAUGAGUAUGGUUAUUAACUCUAAUAUAUAGGAUUAAAAAGCUCUUCUUCCACUUUAUUUCUUCCUCAUUUGAUUAGUAGCUAGGAUCCGGCAAUAAUUUGUUUAGGAAAUGCUCUUCAGUUUUCCUCCCUCAAUGUGAAUAUCUUGUACAUUUUCUUUCUAUCUAGUUAGGUAUAAAUUGCCAAUUAGGGG